Molecule: messenger RNA, 3082 nt
Organism: Vollenhovia emeryi
Lineage: Eukaryota; Metazoa; Arthropoda; Insecta; Hymenoptera; Formicidae
Gene: twf
Product: twinfilin
Exons: 5
Coding region: 491-1537 (348 amino acids)
Biological process (GO): actin filament depolymerization; positive regulation of neuron projection development; barbed-end actin filament capping
Cellular component (GO): myofibril; cytoplasm; actin filament
Molecular function (GO): actin monomer binding; actin filament binding
Source: RefSeq, a predicted model, not a curated record
GAGGGGUAACUGAUAAUCGCGGCAAGGGGAUCACUCAUCUGACACCGACUCUUUCCGGUGAGAUUCGAUAAUAUUCGGUUCAUAUUUCCAAUACGUGUGCACACGUAUAUACGGCGCGUUGCUUGUGUGCGUGGCCGAACGGAUCAUCCCCUCAGAUUACGGGCGGUUCGGUCUCCUUACACAUUCUCCAUGGUCAGAUGCAUACUCGAUUGAUAAAGCUGGGUACACGUGUACGUACACGCGACACUUGAGCGACGAGCGGCUCGACCAAUCACGGCCGAACGUUCCCGUCAACACGCGACCGCGAUUGGUCAAUUCGCUCGCCGUUUACGUCGCUCUAGUGUUCUCGGCCUAACACUUGGCAGUCGAGUGGUUCCUCUUGGCAAAACUUUGGCAGAUAGGAACAGAUAGGAAAAAAUAACUCUCGGACGUGGCCGAGCAAAUCUGACGCAGCCGACAGCCAGCGCAACGUAGGUUUUGUCGUGAAAUAAUGUCCCACCAGACCGGAAUCAAAGCUAACGACGCAUUGAAGAAGUUGUUCGCGAAAUGCCGCGACGGGAAGAUACGGGUACUAAAGAUUUCGAUAGAGAAUGAGGAGCUUGCUCCGGCGUCUAGUUUGAAGCCAGCCAACAAGUGGCAGGACGAUUACGAUAAAAUGAUCAAGCCGCUCAUCGUGGAGAAUCAGCCAGCCUACAUCCUCUAUAGAUUGGACACAAAGUCACCGGAUUCUGGCUACGAUUGGUUAUUUAUAUCCUGGUCGCCCGACACAGCACCAGUGCGGCAGAAAAUGCUUUACGCCUCCACCAAGGCUACGUUGAAGCAGGAGUUUGGCACAGCGUCGAUAAAGGAAGAAUUACAUGGCACUGUCCCAGAAGAUAUUACGUUAGACGGCUAUCGCAAGCACAAGAGAAACGACACUGCGCCUGUACCGUUGACAACGGCGGAGGAAGAAUUAGCUGAGCUGAAGAAGACUACCGCGACUACGGACUAUAGCGUGGAGACGAGACAUCAGACAUUGAGCGGCGUAGCUUUCCCAGUAACGGACCAAGCCAAACAAGCCAUCACGGAACUUGGUAAAGGAAUUCACGAAUACAUUCAAUUGAAAAUUCAACUGGAGGAAGAAAUGAUACAUUUAGUCACGGCUUGCGACGUUUCGCUGGAUAAAUUACCUACUAAAGUACCAUCUGACGCUGCUAGAUAUCAUCUUUACAAUUUCAAGCAUACUCACGAAGGAGAUUACACGGAGAGCAUAGUCUUCAUAUACAGCAUGCCAGGAUAUAGCUGCAGUAUUAAAGAAAGGAUGUUGUACUCCUCGUGCAAAGCGCCUCUGCUCGACCUAAUCCAGUCUCUAGGAGUAACCAUAACGAAAAAGUUGGAAGUAAAUAGUGGAGAAGAGUUGGCAGAUAUGUUGGAAGAUCCUCCAAGCAUAAAAGACACAGCUGCAAUAACUCCUGCAACUCCGUCAACACCUUGUGCCCCUACUCAAUCCAUACCAGAGAAAAAAUCAAAACAGAAACGGUCUUGUGUCUUAAGCUAAAACUGGCUUAAAGCAUUUGUCUCUGCCGUUAUUACUGCUUCUUGCUAAUUCAAGUGUUUACCAUGUUUUGCCCGUCAGAUAUCUUCCUUCGUGAAUUCCAGAAUUGUGAUAGUAUGAUAUUGACAUAGGAUGUCAUUUUUUAAAUAAAGUAAUGGGUUUCCAGUGUUUCAUGUUAGAGCAAAUUAUAAUUGUCUAGUUAUAUAUAUAUAUAUAUAUAUGGAUAUAUGUUACAAGUUAAUUUACAAGUAGCAGAAAAUAAUGUAAUAAUGCAUCAUGCAAGAGAAAGUUAAUCUGUGUUGUUUAUCAGCAUUUAGAAUUGAUUUAUAUCAAAGUGAUACGUACGUGUCUAAGUAGCAAAACAGAGUAGACCAGAUGAUGUAUUUUUCUAAAUUUUAAAAGCAAAAUUAUCACGCGAAAGGCUUUGUGCAAAACGCCAUUCUAUAUCUAUUAAUAAUAAGUGUGACAUGCCUAUGGCACAAAUAACCCCAUAUAGUUCAUGUUUCACAUAUACUGUAUGAAAUUAUUCAUCUAUAUGAACAAUCGUGCCGAGAUUGAUGGAGUUAGGAUUACUUUGUUUGACAUUGAAAGCUAAGCCUCUCUCUUUCAUUUUUACAUUUACGUAUUUUUACGUAUCAAUACUAUGUGAUAGCAAUUUCUCUGUGAAAUGUGUAUGUAAUUUAAUUAUAUACAGAACCUAACACAUUCUAUUCAUAUAGAGUUCCUCUUUAUUCCAAUAACUUUAUACUAUACGUAUACAUAUAUAUUUUACAUACAAUAUUCCUAUAUACCUAAAAUAUAUAUUUUCCUAGAAAAAGUACGUUUAAAAGUAUAUAUUGUGCUAAAUAUAUACGAAUUAGUUCCUAGUCUAAUAAAGGUGAUAUUUGUCUUUUUAAGUAUUUCUUUAGUGAAAUUCCGAAGGCUUGGCUUUUAAACUCAUUCAAAUGUUUAUAAUAGAACUUGAUAAUGUAAUAUUUUUAAUAUUGAUCUGUGGUAACUUGCAUAUACCAUAUGUGAUGGGUAGAGAGUUGGGAAGAAUUCCAUUUGCGCUCUAGAUAGAUAGGUGGAUAGGUGGAUAGAUAGAUAGAUAGAUAGAUAGAAGGAAAGAGAGAAAGCCCUAAAGUCAUUCGCCUAACUUCUCUAUAUAUUUUCAAUAUGAUGGUAACGUAGUAGAACGAGUGAUAAAUAUGCAAACGCCACAUUAGUGUGGAUAUAUUUUUUUCGCACAUCAUUAUUUCAGCUACAAGAUAGUGUGAUAACACUAGUUAUUUUACAUAUAAAAUUUUAUAUCAUGUUCUAUACUAUUGUAAAUGCUACAAAAUAUUAGAUUCUUAAAUAUGUAUGAUGUAAGACUGAUCUUGGUCCUAUCAGCUGUUGAUGCGCAUGUUAAAUAUUACAUUUAGCAACAGCUACACGCUUGUAAAAUCAGUUUAAUCGUCUGCUAUUCUUGUUAUUCUUGAAAUCUUAAAGAGCCAUAUUUUAUUAGUUGUAACAAUUUAUUAUUUAAAUAAUAAAAUAUAUAUUUUAAAUUUGAAAGAUUGUCUCAAA